This is a messenger RNA of Lytechinus variegatus (green sea urchin), 5137 nucleotides long. Its product is annotated as vesicle-associated membrane protein 7-like. The record is from RefSeq and is a predicted model, not a curated record. Bases 482 to 1144 code for a protein of 220 amino acids. Gene Ontology annotation, biological process: vesicle fusion; exocytosis. The transcript has 6 exons. Gene Ontology annotation, cellular component: membrane; SNARE complex. NCBI's taxonomy places the organism in Eukaryota, Metazoa, Echinodermata, Echinoidea, Temnopleuroida, Toxopneustidae. Gene Ontology annotation, molecular function: SNARE binding; SNAP receptor activity.
AUGGAAAACUGGGUGGUUUUUUUUAUUAAUUGGUCAAUUUUUCGUGGAGGAUCUUUGCCUUGCAGGGACCUUUGAUUUGGAUUUGAUGAUUCAUGACUGCUUGGCCGGCCAAGAGAGAGGAAGUUCCACUUGGUUUAAGUUUACCUUCGAUGCAAUGACUCCAUGACGACCAACUCUCGCUGACUCGUACACACAGAUUGGCUCACGUGUUCACUCCUCCAUCUGUCACCAAAGCAUUGGAUAUUAUUAACCCGUAGACUGCUGGAACUGGGUGCUCCCUAUACAAAGCAUAUUGGAAUUACAGGAUUCAGUGGGAGAUAUGUUGAUGCAGCCAUCUACUUGUUAAUGAGACGAUCGUAGCUGCAUAGAUGGAGAUUUAAUGGCCUAUAUCUCUCUGGAGUGACCAAAGGAAACUCAAUUCAGCAACCAUUCCAUUCUUAGUACUAUUCCCCAGACCAAAGUUCAACUAUCAUCCGUUACCAUGACAAUCUUGUACAGCUGUAUCGCCAGAGGGACCACCAUCUUGGUGGAACUCUCAAAGAGCUACGAACACAACUUUCAACAAGUGGUUGGGUCCAUGAUGCAGAAUCUAGCAUCCCAUGAUAACUUCAAAUCUGUAUAUACGUCACAAGACUAUCUUUUCCAUGUAGUCAUCAAGGACCGAAUCACCUACAUGUGUGCCACCACGGUGGACUUCCGCAGACAGACGGCCUAUUCGUUUAUCAUGGAGAUCAUGAGUAAGGUAGCCAACUGCAGUCUUGCCCAGCGGGUACACCACGCAGGAGAGAUGGAGCUGGAGAGGGAUUUCAGUUCGGUCCUCGGCCAGGAAAUGGACCACUUCUCCAAUUUGAAAGGCGGUGGAAACGACAAGGUAGCCGUCUUGCAGAAUCAAGUUGAUGAAGUGAAGGACAUCAUGACAGUGAACAUUGACAAGGUCUUGAGUCGAGGAGAGAAACUAGAUGAUCUGCUCUCUAAAACUGAAGAUCUGGAAGCAAGCGCGAAGACAUUUCAGAAGACGGCACGUAAAGUGAACGACAAGAUGUGGUGGCAGAACAUCAGAAUGAAGAUUCUUCUGACUGUGAUCAUCUUCAUUGUCGUCAUUGCCAUACUCCUGAUUGGUCUUCAUCUUGGUGGGGUCAUCUAAAAGCCUUGACCAGGGCAGUGUUUCAUGAAGAAUGUUUUCACUGACAAAUUUGCUCUGAGCUAAUCAGAUGCCAGGAUUUCAGUAGCUUAUAACAAUUUGUCAGUGUAAAUCCAUAGCUAUUUGUUUCAUGAAAUGCUUCCCAGGAAUCUCUUCUAGGACUUUGCAAUUAGAGUUGAUCCUCAUAGCGACAAUCCAAGAAAUAAGUAAAUGAUUUUGGUCGAUCUCUAUUCUGGAUUUAUUGGACAUGCAUGCCCCAGAGCAGCUGUUGGCAUCAUCCUCAUCAUCAUCAUUGCGAAAGUUUUGACCAGUCUCUAUCUUUAUGGACUCGUCAAUAGGCUUGAGGAUCUACCAGGGUUCUUUUUUCCUAGGACUUUUGUGACAGGAAGUAGAUCCUCAUAGGGACAAUGCAAGAAACAUAGUCUCCAGACUUUGAACCACAAGGCCCGGGGUUCAAAGCCCACUGCAGCAGCAUCAUCCACUGGGAAGGUGUUAUCUACAUUUGCCAGUCUCCACCCAGGUGUUUGGUAAAUGGGUACCCAAGAAGAAUGCUCAAGCACCUGGUCAGUGUAGCCAUGCUAAAGCAUGGGUAGUACUAGCAGUGUGCCGCUCUUAGAAUCAUUGUAUUAAGCACAAUAUAAAUUUUGAAUAUUAUCAUUAUUUGGUCACUCGUUAUUUUGGAUUUAUUUGACAUGCACUCGCAAGAACAAUUGACUUGCAAACAAAGGACAGCUAAACUAAUGACUUUUCCUCUCAAACAUUCCUUUAAAGAUGCCUUGUGGGGAGUUGGACACAGUUGAAGUGUCUUAAAACCCAUCUGUGGACUCCAUAACCUUGGGGAAAGUGGAGUUAUCUGACCAAUAUAUCUUGUGUCAUUUGUGUGUUAGAUUAUACGUGCACACAUUGCACACUCAUUAUGAUGUCACUCAUUUUCAUUAAUUCCGCUAGGUUGGUCAACAACAAUGUUCUCAACACCAUAAAUUUUCCAUGUGAUUACGAAAAGUGAAAUUGAUACCACACUGAUCACGAGUGACAUUGUAAGAAAGUACAGAGUUUGAGCUUUCUGAUGAUAUAAAUUGUAUUUGGGCUCAAAACUAAAGGUUUUGCACAAUUUGCAAGAGAAAACAGAAGAAGAAAAUUCAAUUUUGAGGCAUCUUUUCAUGCUUGAAAUUCGCCCAUUUAUCAAAUCAUUUUAUUCAAGAGAUAUGACCAAUAUCAAAGAUUAACAUUUACUCUUUCCUAUGUUACAAAUAUAUUAAAUUGUACUUGAAGAUAAAGUGGUUAAAUUGUUGUGAGGAAGAAAGUCUCACAAUUCAUGAGAUUUUGCAGGGAGGUGAAUUAAGCCACAAGAGGAUCUGGAUACAUCUUGCUCAUCAGUAUAGGGACCUGCAGACUAACUGAAUAACAGAUAGAAUGCAGAGUUGAAUAAUGACUUGCAUGAGGUGGAAUGACUAUGAAAUCUUACAUUUUUUUUCAUUUGCUUUGGAUGAUUUAAAGGAGAAUGAAGGUUUGCAUGUUUACAUUGAUAUCCAAUAGAGAACUACAAUUUGAUGUAUACAGUAUAGGGCAGGUCUGUAGGCCCCCAAGUAAAAAAGUUAUUCAACUUUUAAAAUGCUAUCAUUGUCUGCUACCAGAAGCAUAUUUGGUCUUUAGCAGGCUGCCAUUUUGUCUGGGAUUCCAGCGACCCCCAGCAAAGAUAUGACAAAAUCAUGCUAUUCUAAUGAAAUGCUCAACCUGGUAUCCUGUAUGUAAUUAUGUAUGCCACGAUUAAUAGGUAUAUGAUCUUUCACCAGCAUUCAAGAUCAUACCGUACUGCCAGGCCUUUGCAUGUGUGAUCAAACCAAGACUGAAACAAGGCACUUUUUUUUCAUAAAGUUGAUUGCGGUGAUAAAAGUAGAAAAUUCUUCAAUUCAUAGUACAAAUAUAGCUGGCUUCAUGUGAUUUGUAGUGACCAUAUCCAGCCUGAGGAAAUACACGGAGGACAUGCACAAAACUCUAAAGUAACAAAUCUAGAGAGCUUACCGAUGGUAUAUGAAUUAUGAUAAAAAUAAAACGCUGAGGUGAAAAUCUAAAAGUAAAACGCUUUAAUUGAACCAGACAUUAUACGAGAGAAUGAAACAACGAAAUAGCGUUUGCUGCAGUAGACUAGCAAAACGCGUAAUUCGCAGCUCAAUAUGUGAUAGCUUGAUGAUCAAUUUGAUGAAGUGAAAUUCUGUUAUUUAUACUCUUAAAACAAUUAAAAUGUAAAAUUUGAUUAUUUGAAAAAAAAUUAAAUAGGUAUAGGCUAAAAACAUUUUAGCUCAGUUGGAAAAUACAACUGAAAAUAUUUUCAAGUGUUGAGUUUUGUGUAGAGCUGUAAAUAAUGAAAGUAGGCCACAGUAUAGUCAAUCACACACGUAGAGUGCAAAAACUUCACACUCCUCUGGUAGUCCAAACAAAAUGGCAGCAUACAGCAUCACAUAAGAUUGUAGCACUCGUUUGAUUUCAAGUAAGAUUUUCUCAAAUAUGUAAAAUAAGACAGAUUGUGUGUUUUGUCAAGCUAAAAUAUAUAAAUGUCGGCUUUUAGAAGCCCCAAACAUGUAUUUUAACCUUCAAUCUCCUUUAAAUGAAUCAUAAUAUGUGUAGUGUGGAUACAGACAUUCAUAGGCUUUUCUAUGUGCACUUUUCUCUAUUGAGGUGUGAUAGCUCAGUCAGUAGAGUAGGGUUUUGCAUUCUGGUGACCCGGUUUUGAUUCCCACUUGGUGCGCUAGUGCCCUUUGGUGAGGCAUUCAUCCUCAAUAUCAGGUCUCUCGUAGAGGACCUUAAGCCUUUGGUCCCCUGGUUGCUUGCUUACAAGCAUUCAUGCUUAGCAGUCAGGUAAAAAUAUUACUAUUUACCAGUAUUCCACAUAGAUUGAUGGAAAAGAGACAUACAGGUAAACAAGGGGAAGAAAUAUGAAUAUGUAUCUGUGCAAGAACGCACUUAGCAAAACGCUUUCGUGCUGAAUCAUCACAAUUCACUUAUUUGUGCUGCUAAGCUUGAAAGUAUGGUGUUAGGGCUGUUCUUGCACACGAUAUUAUCUUCUAAAAGGUUAUUUAAUAUAGGAUUUUACAUAAUUAUAUUAUUUUACUCAGAAUUGAUUGUAAAUGAUAUGUAGAUGUACCUCUUGCCUUGCAGUGAUUAAGCUGUAUUGAAAAUUAGAACCAUUGACUGGAAUCCUAUGUUAUGAUCCUUGAAAAAAAGAAGAAUACCUAUGGCAUUUUUAGAAUUCAGUAGGUUAACAGGUAGAGCGAAAUUCUAUUGUCAAAAAUUUCCCUAUGACAAUCAAUGAUUUCUUCAAAGAAAAUUAUGUUGAAUUAUUGGUAUGAUUUGCAAUAUGUAUAUAGAUUUUAUGUUUAUCAUAGAAUAUAUUUUCUUCUGUUUAAUCUAUACUAUAUUCAGUGUGUUUAUAUUUAUUACUCUUUAUGUUGCUAAUUGUAUGUAUGGUAUAUUUUGUUACACCAAAAGCGUUAAAUCACAAAACAAUUUCUGUUCAGAUUUUGUAGGAAUUAGUAAUUUAAUUAUAAUUCAUUUGUGUUUUCAUCUUUUCACGUGAUAUCUACAUAUUACCAGAAUAUACUUUGUAUACAAAUGUUGAAUCAUAUAUAAAUUCACACAGUGAACCGAAUUGUUUGUCUUUCCCCCUAUUUUCAUAAUGCUUAAAAAUGUUUGUUGUUUCUUUAAAUCCGUACUCUUUUGUUUGCUGCGUCUCUUUUAUAGGUUAAAUGUUCAUUUAACUUUUUUGUAAUAUGUAUGAUCUUUCUCUUUUUAUAAAAGAUUGAAGUGUAAUUGUAAUUCUCAAAAUUUCAUUCACCAUUCCAUUUUGUUUUCAUUUUUAUCAGCGUUGUUCAAAAUGCCUUGCUGAUAUUUAAGAGUACUUAGCAGUGAUGUCACCAAAAAACUUGGUAUUUUUUAGCAUUUCAUGUUUUUGUCUCACCUGCGAAGCAGAGUGAGAACGGCGGUGGCGGCGGCGGCGUC